Molecule: messenger RNA, 851 nt
Organism: Galdieria sulphuraria
Lineage: Eukaryota; Rhodophyta; Bangiophyceae; Galdieriales; Galdieriaceae
Product: transmembrane receptor protein tyrosine kinase
Exons: 2
Coding region: 11-718 (235 amino acids)
Source: RefSeq, a predicted model, not a curated record
AAGAAUUGUCAUGUAUGAGUUGGAACGAACGGUAUUCCAAGAAUUAUUUAGAAGAGUAUUGGAUAAUCAGUAUCAAGUAACACCUGAAGAAAGAAAAGCUUUGGUACAGUGUGAUAAUAGUAUUGUUCGAAGAGGUAUAUUUUCAGCUUUGACGUCUUUUUCGUUAAUUUAUUAUGGGCUGAAACAAUUUCAAAAGCAUUUCAACGCUUCGAGCUCUUUGAGGCUUCGUCCCGCAAUACCAGCCACUCUAUUAGGUUUAACCACUGGAUUCUUCUAUGGAAGAACUGCUGCACCAGGUUGUCUACAAAACCUUAUGAAUGUUCCCAAUUCAGCUGUAGCAGAAGAAGUAAAAAUUAUUAUAAGGGAACUUUAUGAACAGUCUCCAUCCUCGACUACAGGUCAAACCAUAGCAACUCGAUAUGGUUUCCUAUUGGAUAGCACAACAGUACCUAUGAAAAUAUCUGAUGUAGGUUUUGGAGAUAACGAAAAUAGUGAUUGGAAGGAAGUUGAUACUUGGCAAUCAGAUAAUUCGAUAUAUCAAGGCACAGUUCAAAAGAGAGUGGGUCCCAGAAACUCUGACAAAAGAAGAGUCAUUCGUCCCAAUGACAAGGUGGAAAACCAUAUUCAUCAAGAUGCUUUAGCCAAUUCUACCUCUUCAUUACCUAGUAACGAAACAGAUUAUGGAUUUGCAUCAUUGCCUGGAUAUUCAAGUAAGUAAAAGUCAUCAUCAAUAUAAAAUAGCAUCUCACGCAGGUCUAGGCAGCCAAUCAGAUAGCGAUGUAUUAGAGUCAUGGGAUAUAGGAAAUGAUAAUCAACAAGAAAAUACAAACAAUGAACCAAAUGUCAAAAAA